Anopheles marshallii is the source of this 1601-nucleotide messenger RNA. Its product is annotated as cytochrome P450 CYP12A2-like. The record is from RefSeq and is a predicted model, not a curated record. Gene Ontology annotation, molecular function: monooxygenase activity; iron ion binding; heme binding. NCBI's taxonomy places the organism in Eukaryota, Metazoa, Arthropoda, Insecta, Diptera, Culicidae. The transcript is spliced from 8 exons. The coding region runs from base 45 to 1601 and encodes 518 amino acids.
CUCAGUGUCUGUUCAUACGUUUGGCCGUUCGUGGUGGAAACGCGAUGCUAAAAUUAACCGUCAAUUCGCUACGCUUCCGGCCGUGUGGAGUGCGCUGGCGUAGCGCCACAGCUCAACCAGCUGCCAAUAGUGCGGUGGAUCCGGAAUGGGAAAAUGCACUACCGUUUGAAAGGAUUCCAGCACCAUCGCUGUUGGGCUUUCUGAAAGAGUUCGGACCGUUCGGCAAACACAAGGAUGGGACACUUCACGAUAUCAACAAGCGAAUGCGCGAGCUCUAUGGGCCCAUCAUGCGGAUGAAUGGGUCGUUCGGUCGAGAAGAUAUCGUGAUGACGUUCGUACCGGAAGAUUUUGAAAAAGUGUUACGAUCGGAGGGACAAUGGCCUCGACGUACCGGGAUGGAUUCGUUUGUGUACUACCGCAAACAGCAACGACCCGAAUACUUUCAGGGCUAUGGAGGGCUUUUAGCUGAACAAGGAGAAGACUGGCACAAAAUGCGAACGAUCGUCAAUCCGAUCAUGAUGCAGCCAAAGAUCAUCAAGCUGUAUGUGAACAAAGUGGAUGAGGUGGCUCGAGAGUUUAUGGAUAUUGUCCACGGUCUACGGGAUGAAAAGCAUGAGAUGCCGGCCGACUUUAACGAAUGGUUGAAUCGCUGGGCGCUGGAAACAAUGGGAGUGCUCGUGUUGGACACCCGACUCGGUGUGUUGAACAAGGAACAGAGCGCCGAAGUCAGCAAGUUGAUCAACCUGACCAAAGAUGCAGUAACCUUGUUCUAUCAGCUAGACAUACUCCCAUCGAUCUGGCGGAAGCUGAAGACCCCUGCCUUUUACCGGUUGAUGCGUACAUUGGAUGAUCUGUAUCAUGUGAUUGCCUCUAAAAUCGAAGAAGCGGUGAUAAGGAUGGAAAAGAACCCGAAGGCCGAUUCCGACACCUUAAGCAUACUGGAGAAGCUGCUGAAGGUGGACCGUAAGGCGGCCUUCAUCAUGUCCAUGGAUAGCUUGUUUGCGGGUGUUGAUACGACCUCAUCAGGAUCGACGGGAGUGCUCUACUGUCUUGCUCAAAACCCCGAGAAACAGAACAAACUUCGGGCGGAACUGCGUCAAAUUAUGCCGGACAAGGACACACCGCUUACGCCUGAGCGUAUGAAAAACAUGCCAUAUCUUAGGGCCUGCAUCAAGGAAGGACUUCGCCUGUAUCCACCGACCCCAGGAAAUGGGCGCUGUGCUGGUAAAAACCUCGUACUCCAAGGAUACCGCAUUCCCAAAGGGAUUCUGGUGGGAAUGGGUCAGCUGGUACUGCAGCGGGAGGAAGGCUACUUUACCCGACCCACCGAAUUCAUUCCGGAACGAUGGCUCAGUGGCGAGGCUGGAGCUGGUUGUCCGAGCGCAAAGGAGGUACACCCGUUCAUUUACAUGCCGUUUGGCUUUGGAGCUCGUUCGUGCGUUGGACGCCGGCUGGCGAUGCUGGAGAUGGAGAUUCUGAUCUCGCGAAUGGUGCGGCAGUACGACAUCCGAUGGAAUUACGGUGAACUGAAGUACCGAGCGUCGCUGGUGAACAUACCGUCGAACGACUUGAUGUUUCAACUGAACGAUAUAACCGAUUGA